AUGGCAUCCGAAAGCACUGCUCCCAAAGUCACUUUGUACUGGCUCGAGCAAUCCAGAGCCCAGCGCUUCAUCUGGCUCCUCGAGGAGUGCAAUGUCGACUACAACAUCAAGAUCUUCAAGCGCACACCUGAGGGAAUGGCACCUCCCGAGCUGAAGAAGGUGCACCCUCUGGGCAAGUCUCCCGUUGUCGGUAUCACCGCUCCUGGUAGAACCGACCCUUUGAUCCUUGCUGAGUCUGGUUUCAUUACUGAGUACUUGACCGAGCACUUUGCUCCUCACCUUGCACCCAAGAAAUUUGAGGAUGGCAAGGAAGGUCCUGGUCUUGAGACUGAAGAGUGGUUGCGUUACCACUUCUUUAUGCACUAUGCCGAGGGCUCUUUGAUGGCUUUGAUGGUCAACAACCUCGUCUUCAGCUUCCUCAAGAGCGACAAGAUCCCCUUCUUCAUCCGUCCCAUCACGGGCGGCAUCGUCAACAAAUUCAACGACAUGUUCUUCAACCCCAACUUUAAGGCUCACUUCGACUUUUUAGAGUCUCAACUCGCCAGCGCACCCAACGGUGGUGGUUUCCUCUGUGGCAAGGAUCUUACCGCCGUGGAUAUCUUGAUGUCCUUCCCUAUGCAGGCUGGUCAAAAGCGACUGAAGAUGAUCAAUGCAACCACUUACCCCAAGUUGAAUGCCUAUGUUACCAAGCUCGAAAACAUGGAGGGAUACAAGAGGUCCAUCGACAGAAUUGAAAAGGAGACUGGUGAGAAGUUUUCUGUUAUGAUGGGUGCUGAGUAG
Messenger RNA from Aureobasidium melanogenum CBS 110374, 780 nucleotides. RefSeq lists its product as uncharacterized. The transcript is spliced from 2 exons. The record is from RefSeq and is a predicted model, not a curated record. Bases 1 to 780 code for a protein of 259 amino acids. Lineage: Eukaryota; Fungi; Ascomycota; Dothideomycetes; Dothideales; Saccotheciaceae.